Micromonas commoda is the source of this 918-nucleotide messenger RNA. RefSeq lists its product with no specific name. The record is from RefSeq and is a predicted model, not a curated record. NCBI's taxonomy places the organism in Eukaryota, Viridiplantae, Chlorophyta, Mamiellophyceae, Mamiellales, Mamiellaceae. The transcript has a single exon. The coding region runs from base 1 to 918 and encodes 305 amino acids.
AUGCUCCGCAACGCGUGUCGUCGCACUCUCGCGGAGGCGGCGGCGUCUUUCAGCGGGAGGAAAUCUUCUUUCGCAUGGCGCACGGUAGUCUCGGAUAACGCAGGGUCGUCGGUCGUCGGCAACGACUGCUUCCGACGGAUCGCGCGCCAGCCUCGAGGAUCUUAUUGUUUUCCCACCACAGGCAUCAGCCGGACCGCGUCGACGUCGACGAGGACGCGGCAAUCGGCUCACCAGGAGAUGGCAGGCGUCGUGGAGGACCUCGCCGUGGAGCUCCACCCGUGGAGCAAGCUCCCGCUCCAAAUCGCGGUCGCCAUGGGCGUCGCGAGCUUCUGGCGCGGAGCCUGGUACGUCAUGGACACGACCGUCUUCCCCGACGACGCCCUCAAGUCCGGCGCCGCGUGUCUGGUCGCCGGAACCGCCGGCCUGGCGAAACUGCAGAGGUACGCGGCGUCGGAGGUGCAUCGCAGGUACAUCGCCAGGCGGAUUCCGCCCCCGCCGAGCGUCCGGUACGGGCUGCUGUACGGCAUGGGACUGAGCUGCGUGGCGGUGUGGAGGGGCACGUGGUGCAUGUGGGACGCCGCGUUUGAAGCCUUCGACCCUUGGGCCUUGAAGGGACGGUCGGGGGAUCCGCCGGCCACUGACGACGACGUAAAUCGGACGUCGAUGUCGGAGCAGUCGUUCACGUUCUUGAACGGCGCGGCGUCGCACGUCGCCGCCAUUGCGGGUUUGGUCUCGGCGGGGUACCUGAGCUCGGUGCUGUCGCCGCCCGCGGUGUGCUUCCUGCUCAACGACGAGGCGCUUCGAAAGAGGGCGUGCGCGGUGAGCCCGGUGUACAGGGAGGAGGCCAGGCGGGAGUUCCUGAAGGGGGCGGCGUGGCUCUUCGGCAACUCGGGGCCGGUCAAGCGGGCGGUCAAGUAA